CCUGCCGAGGCGGUGCUGUCUCGGACCGAGCGGCGGGAGAGAGGGUUCAGAGAUGGGCAGUGAGGAGGAGCAGAGUCCAGAACCACACGUGCCUGAGGAAGGGGAAGGGGGUAAGCCUUGGAGAGUGGAUGACUCAGAGGGUUCCCGGAUCCCACCUGGGGAGAAGGAGCCUGGGCAGGAGAGCCUGUUGGAGGGGCCACAAGAAACCCAUCCAAAAAAGCCAUGGCAGAAAGUCACUGCCCCAGCUGAAGAGCCAGGGGACCCCAUUGCUCAUCCAAGGCCAGAGGCAGAGGAGAAGCCCUUUAUAUGUGUCCAGUGUGGCAAAACUUUCAAUAACACCUCCAACCUGAGAACCCACCAGCGGAUCCACACAGGCGAGAAGCCUUACAAGUGUUCUGAAUGUGGCAAGAGCUUCUCUAGAAGCUCUAACCGCAUCCGGCAUGAGCGGAUCCACCUGGAAGAGAAGCACUACAAAUGUCCCAAAUGUCAGGAGAGUUUUCGGCGGCGCUCAGACCUCACUACGCACCAGCAAGAUCACCUGGGCAAGCGGCCUUACCGCUGUGACAUCUGUGGCAAGAGCUUCAGCCAGAGUGCCGCGCUGGCCGUGCAUCAUCGCACCCACCUGGAGCCAGCACCCUACAUCUGCUGUGAGUGCGGGAAGAGCUUCAGUAACAGCUCCAGCUUUGGCGUGCACCACCGCACCCACACAGGCGAGAGGCCUUAUGAGUGUGCCGAAUGUGGGCGGACCUUCAGUGAUAUCUCCAACUUUGGAGCACACCAGAGGACCCACAGAGGGGAGAAACCCUACCGGUGCACACUGUGUGGGAAACAUUUCUCCCGAAGCUCAAAUCUCAUCCGUCACCAGAAAACACACUUGGGUGAGCAGGCUGGGAAAGAUUCCAGCUGAAGAAGAGCUUUAUUUAGAGAGCAAGGGAGAGAGAGUGAGCGAUCCCAACCUAGUGGAGGAAGAUCUUUAGGAUCUGCUGCUGCCACCUUGACCUCAAACCUUUCAUCCCACUUUGGAGAAUGGUUUCCUAUUGCCUCUGAAGCCAGGACCUUAAGGAAGUCCUGAGAAGGGACUCUGAGUAAAAAUCCUUGCUUAUUACCAGGCCAAUUUCUUGACUUGGAAAGUCAGAGGACCCAGUCUUGGCUCACCUACUUGGGGUGAAAGAGAAAUAGGGUAGGCUCAGAACAUGCUCAUGUCAUUAGGGUAGCAGUCCCCUGGCCUUUGAGGGAGUACCUGUGAUAGGUAUCACUGUCUGUAGGUUCUCCACAUUGUCUCCGACCUGCUGUGCCCCAACUCUGCUUCUAGAUCUCUGGGCUGGGAGGACCAGCCUUCCCAAUGGAAGGGGCCUCCUUGGUCUGGAGAAGAGAUCUGAGGUUUGCUCUAAGGAAUGAAAAGGAAGCCCUCAGGGUGCCAUGAUCCAGGGACCUUCACACUCCAUGUUUGUUUCUUGUUACCUGCACCCCGACCUUCCUCUGUUUUCCCCAGAGUGAUUAGCAGUA
Molecule: messenger RNA, 1506 nt
Organism: Cynocephalus volans (Philippine flying lemur)
Lineage: Eukaryota; Metazoa; Chordata; Mammalia; Dermoptera; Cynocephalidae
Gene: ZNF691
Product: zinc finger protein 691
Exons: 2
Coding region: 53-907 (284 amino acids)
Biological process (GO): embryo development; urogenital system development; regulation of transcription by RNA polymerase II
Cellular component (GO): nucleus
Molecular function (GO): RNA polymerase II transcription regulatory region sequence-specific DNA binding; DNA-binding transcription factor activity, RNA polymerase II-specific
Source: RefSeq, a predicted model, not a curated record